Molecule: messenger RNA, 3784 nt
Organism: Drosophila innubila
Lineage: Eukaryota; Metazoa; Arthropoda; Insecta; Diptera; Drosophilidae
Product: rabankyrin-5
Exons: 8
Coding region: 119-3514 (1131 amino acids)
Cellular component (GO): cytoplasm
Molecular function (GO): metal ion binding; protein binding
Source: RefSeq, a predicted model, not a curated record
UUUAUCGAUACAUCGAUUUAGUUCUCACAACUCUAAGCCGAUUUAGUUAUCAAAAGACAGAUGUUUAUAUAGUAUUUCUUCCGAAAUUGCUGUUUUCUUAAAAAACUAGACAAUAAGCAUGGGUUGCAAUGACGUCGCCUCAGUUGCGAAACUGGAAAAGCACUUGGCACUUUUAAAAGAAGAAUACACCAAACUGCAGCGCAGCCAUGCAGAAUUGGAAAGAAAGUAUAACGAAGUUGUUGCAUCAAGCGAUAUUGAAGCAACAGGAGAGUUUAGUAGUUUUGUGUCGCGACUGGCACUAACGGCAUCUUCGUUGUAUGGUCGUUCCACAUAUUCGGAUCUAAACAUCAAAACCAAUACAAAUGGGACACUUAUGCCUGCACAUAAAUUUGUGCUACAUGCUCGUUCCGAAAAGUGGCGUGACGAGGUGUUGGCCAGUGCCAAAGAGCUGGACUGGAGUGAUCUGGAUGAAGAUAUAGCAACAGCGCUCUUGCGUUGGAUAUAUACCGAUGUUGUUGAUCUACAACACGACCGACUGACAUUGGGUCUUUUGCGAGUCGCCCAUCGUUUCUCUUUGCCUGCCCUCCUCGGGCUCUGUGAAAGAGCAUUGGUGUCUUCAGUUGGUGUCCGAUCGUGUGUGCGUUUUUACUGCGUUGCCGAAGAAGUCGGUGCAUCGGCUCUGUUGGAGUUCUGUUCAGGUAUUAUAUCCACGCACUGGGAAGAUUUGACACCACAGGACUUUGAACACAUGUCAGGACCACUACUCUACAAAAUGCUCAAAAACAAAACAAAGUAUCCCCUACAUGCGGCUGUCAGGCUGCUGCGAGAAGAUGUCGUCUUUUUGUGCCUUGUUGAAAAUGAUACUGUGCUACCAGAAUUGGUUAACAGCUUGUCAGAAAAUGGACAGCUGCCAUUACAAAUGGCAUUAUCUGCGAAAAAUAUUCCCAUUGCUCAGACUCUUGUGAAAAACGGAUCUGCUAAUCUAAACGCAUAUGAUGCUAACGGAUUAACGCUGCUUAUGGACGCUGUUAAGAGAGCUGAUCAUUUUGCAGCCGAUUUUCUUUUAAGCCAAAACUGUCUUGUUGAUCCUUUGUCCAGGCCUUCGUCAGAUUCUGCACUUCAUAUUGUAUGCAGCUACGGAACCAACAGCGAUCGUAACGAAUUAUCUCAAAUGAUCGAUAUCGGAACGAAAAUUUUGCAUCGCAAGCCGAAUGUUAACAUUCAAAACCUACUGGGCCAGACACCACUUCAUAUAGCGAUCACUUUCCGAAAUACUGAAAUGGUAAAUCUGCUGCUUGAUGUGCCUGAUAUAAACAUCAAUCUACACACGAAUGACGAAAAAAGUCCCCUCGAAUUAAGUUUAACAUUAUUUAACGAGGAAAGCUUUAGCAUUGCUUCAAAACUUUUGAAGAUGGGAGCAAACCCCGAUCCCUUAAAAUCAAAAACAAACGAUAGCCUCUUGCAAGUGCUUAUCCUGAACGGAAGUGAAUUUGAAAAUGCUGCCAUAUUCUUAGCUGACUUUGCUAACCUUGAUCACCUGAAUGACAGUGGGAUGACCGCCAUUCAUCUUGCUGCCAAACAGAAUAUGCCGUUACUAGCUGCCAAGCUUCUAACGGCAGGAGCAUCGCCAAGUGUACAAACGAGUACUGGAGGCAUGAAAUCGCCCCUGCAUAUUGCUGUUGAGGUAAAUGCCCUACAAGUUCUUGAGGCGAUCUGCAAUUUUCGAAAAGAUGACUCUGAGCCAAUUGAUUUCAACUGCAAGGAUGAUUUUGGUGAAUCACCUCUCAGUCUUUGCUUAGCCUUACACAGAAUGGAAUUGGCACCAAUACUGAUCGCAGGAGGAGCAGAUGUCAACGCGAGGAAUGGCCACGACUUGACUCUGCUACAUCAAUGUAUUCUUAACGGUGACAACGAGAAAGCAAUAUUUUUACUGGAUCAGGGUGCCGAAAUAAACGCGCUUACCGGUGAACAAAAGUCAGCGCUACAGUUGGCUAUAGACUGUCAUUUGCCCAAAGUUGUAGAUGCGCUUUGCAUCAAGGGAGUAGAUCUUGGUACAUUGGAUAAAAAUGGAGAUCCACCAUUGUGGACAGCAUUGGAUUUGGGAUACGAGGAUGUGGCACAGAUUUUGAUACGUCAUGGAGUUGAUACCGACUGCUGGAGUCAAGGGCCUGAAGGCUGCCAGCAAACGCUUCUUCACCGUGCAAUCGAUGAAAACAAAGAGUUAAUUGCAAUGUUUCUCGUUCAAAAUCAAUGCGACUUAGACUCGCCCCGUCAACUGGGACCCAAUGGAGAGGGAAGCGACGAAGCACGUGACAAAGCCUCGCCCUUACAUCUCUGUUGCCAAUGGGGCUUAACUAAGGUUGUUCAAGCGUUAAUUGAUCACGGUGCUAAUGUAAACGCUUUAGAUGUUGACAACAAAUCGCCAGCGCACAUAGCUAUUGAGAACCAACAUGAAGAUAUUAUAAAUAUUCUUCUCUGCCAUCCUAGUAUUGACUUAAAGGUUCGAGAUAAAUCCGGACUCACGCCUUUUGCAACUGCUUUGGCCAUACGGAAUCACAAAGCUGCACAGCGCAUUCUCGAACGGCUUCCAAAUGCAGCUGAAAUUAUGGAUCAGCGAGGACGUAACUUCCUGCAUAUAGCUAUCAUCAAAGAUGAUUUAGAAAGUGUCCUUUUCUUGUUGGCCAUAUUGGUGGACGUAAACUCGCGCGUACAUGACGCAUAUCAAUCAACUCCACUUCAUCUAGCAGCUGCAUCGAAAAAUGAAAUGAUUAUUCGCAACUUAAUUUUAGCAGGCGCACGAAUCAAUGAACGAGAUGCUGUUCAAAAGAUGCCUCUUCAUAUAGCUAUUGAGCGUGGAAACAUUUCGGCUGUCUCAGCGAUGAUUCAAAACAACGCUGACUUUGACGCAACUGAUGCUGAUGGAAACAACGCUCUCCAUCUUGCGGUGCACGGUGGACAGCUGGCGAUAGUCCGAGAACUGUUAACGGAAUCGCGGGUAAACGCCGAAGCCACCAAUGCAAAGGGUCGAAAUCCUUUGCAUGAGCUAUGUAGAGUUGGCGAAGACAAUAACGGAGCAGCAAUUUGCGAACUAUUUUUGGAAUGUAUGCCAAAGUAUCCAAUUAACGUUCCUGAUAUGGACGGAAACACUCCACUGUUACUUUCAUAUAUGCGAGGUCAAGCACCACUUUGCAAGGUUCUAGUGAAAGCUGGCGCCUGUCUUGGGGCUCAAAAUCGCGAAGGGAUUAGUAUUUUCAAUUACAAACUAGCUACUGAUCAAUUGCUAAGCAAAUUGCUAGAUCAAUUGCCAAAAGAGUCCCCGUGGUCGGAAUCUGAGUUGUGCCAAGAUUGUGGUUCAAAGUUUUCACUUACCAUGAGGAAACACCAUUGUCGCCAUUGCGGGCGAGUUCUUUGCUCUAAAUGUUCAAAUAACGAUGUUCCCAUUCUUAAAUUUGGCAUAAAUAAACCUGUACGUGUUUGCAACAUCUGCUUUGAUGUUCUUCAUGGAGGAAGUUGAAACGAUUUGGAAUACAUAUAUAAUAUGCCAUUAGGCGAUAUUAUUAGAAUUGGAAAUCAAAACUGAACUCCGCGGAAAACUAUAACAACAAUCGUGGGAUUGUCAUCUUUUAUUCUAUUGCAGUAUACAUUAUUCGUCAACCAGUUAUCCAUUGAAUGAAUAUCGUUUUAACUCAGUUCGAUUCGAAGCAAUCGUAAUUAAAAAUAUUUGUAAUUUGAAUAACCCAAAUUAUUAACUUGGACUAUCAAUAAAAUGUUAUUUAUACGAGUA